GGGCCAGUUCUGUGGCGCCCGCAAUCACAUCCUCAUCGAGCAGUCCCGUACCCCUCCUCCCGGCCUUCAGGCCGCUCGCUCGGCUGCGGGGGACCCCAGCGAAUCACAUCCGAGAAGGGGGCGCGCGGGGCGGAGCCUUCCGCCCACUGUCCUCCCGCCGACAGCCGCCCCUCUUGCCCAGCCCGCAGUCGCCCGCGCUCCCCGAGCCCCUCCAGGCCAGAGGCUCUCAGUGGCGAUGGCGGACGAGAGGGCAGGGACCCCGGAAGCCGCGGCGCGCCCGCCGCCCGGCCCUGAGCAGGAGGGGGACGCGCGCAUGGCCCCUGCGGCCUGGGCCCGAGAAGCUAUGGGGCGCGGGUCCCUCCACCCCGCAGCGGGCCUCGGGACUGCCCUCCCUUCCCCCAGGCGCGGGGAAGCGACCUCCGCGGCGACUGCCCUGAGCCUGGAAAACGGUCGGGUCCUGGACGAAGCCCCAGAAACCUGCGGUUCAGAAGGCCCGGGGGCUCGGGCGGGAGCCGGCGAGAAGGCCGAGGACGCGACCACGGAGGAGGGCGCCAUCUUCAAGGAGGAGGCCGCAGAGAAGGUGGAGAAGCAGCAGGUGGGGGAGAAGCUGGUGGGGGAGGAGAAGCAGGAGGUGGGAGCGGAGGCCCAGGAGGGCCCGGGACCACUGAACUUUGGUGUCCUAAUUGUGGACCCUCUGGAGGCCAUCCAGUGGGAGGCGGAGGCCAUGAGCGCCCAGGCCGACAGGGCCUACCUCCAGCUUGAGCGCAGGUUUGGGCGGAUGCACAGGUUGCACCUCGCCCGUAGGAGCUUCAUCAUCCAGAAUAUUCCUGGCUUCUGGGUCACUGCCUUUCUGAACCACCCGCAGCUGUCAGCCAUGAUCAGCCCUCGAGAUGAAGACAUGCUCUGCUACCUGAUGAAUUUGGAGGUGAGGGAGCUCAGGCACUCCAGGACAGGUUGCAAAUUCAAGUUCCGCUUUUGGAGCAACCCCUACUUCCAGAACAAGGUGAUAGUAAAGGAGUAUGAAUGCAGACCCUCAGGCCGAGUGGUGUCUAUUGCGACUCGCAUCCGGUGGCACCGGGGCCAGGAACCCCCGGCCCUCGUACACAGGAACCGGGACACUGUCCGAAGCUUCUUCAGUUGGUUUUCACAGCACAGCCUCCCAGAGGCCGACAGCGUUGCCCAGAUUAUUAAAGAUGACCUGUGGGCCAACCCCCUGCAGUACUACCUGCUGGGGGAUAGGCCCUACAGAGCCAGGGGAGGCCUCGCAAGGUGGCCUACGGAGGCCCCUUCUAGGCCUUACGGGUUCCAGUCCGGCUAGGUGCUGCCCUGGGAUGUGGGGCCUACAUAAAGCUCCCUCUGGCCUCCUGUGGGUGGUGGAUUUGGGCUCAGGCCAGUGGGGGGUGCUCUGCUGUCUUUCUGUUCUGUGCACUCCGGCUCUCCAUGUUUGGUCGACUCAGAUCUCAGAUUGUGGCCCUUGUGGCCAGUCUCUGCUGUUUCCAUAUAGCCUCAUGCUGUUCUGUGUUAACAUCACAUGGCUGUCACAUGCGGCUGCAUCUACCCAGUGCUGUGGAUGUGCACUGCCAUCAUCUUUAUGGUAUGGACCAGUUACUGUGGCCAUCACAGCCAUUUUUGACAAGGGCACCGGCAAGUCACUACUUGGAGGACAGUGCCUCUUUGAGGCCUAUGCUUCAAGCCCCCAGCCUGCCGGCCUUCGCAUGAGCGCUGGUUGUGCUUACAGUAGCUCUGCACCCUGGUUGUGACAAGCUGAGUCUCAUCACCCAAGAUGAAGUGGGUGCAUUUGAUGCCGGGUGCCACCCAGACUUGGACAUUCCAUGGCCUCAAGAGCACAGGCCAGGCUACCACCAAGUGGACUCUUGGGCAUCUGGCAGGAUGAGCACACAGCUGGCUGCUGGGCAUGGGUGAGGUCAAGGGCAUGAAGCAGUGGACAGCACAUUCUUUGUGAUCAUACUGCUCCUCCUGCCCCACGGUGGUUGACAUCACAGCCUGCUACGGCUUGUGAGGGUCUGUUCUGUGCUCCACCAGUGCCUGGCCAUCACCUUUCCCGUGAAUUUUGCCCAGGCCACCAUCAGCCCUGUUGCCUGCUCCCAGGUCUACAGGAGCCUCCAUAACUGCCUGUGGACCUAGUUGGGCCACCUGCCAAUGCACAGGAGAGCCCCUGAUCCCCAGGAACUCUGCCAAACUGGCCUAUCUAGGCAUGUGAAUGAGGCAGGGGCAAGGAUGGGAACCCCUCCUCAGCCCCAGUUACUGGACCCCAUGGAAUCCAGGUACUCUGGCAGCCCCCCCGCCUCUACCUGUUAGGCUGCCAGGCUGUGGGCACUGGGGAGGGGGUCUUCCUGGUCAUGGGGCCUGUCUACCCAUACCCAGAUCUCACACCAUUUUUUCUUUAAAUGAUGGCUUUGAAACAACAACAACUGAAGAAAGAUUUUUUCUUAAACUCAACAAGAAAGACUUUGGGCCGGGUGCAGUGGCUCACACCUGUAGUAACCCCAGCACUUUGAGAGGCUGAGGUGGGCGGAUCACCUGAGGUUGGGAGUUUGAGACCAGCCUGACCAACAUGGAGAAACCCCAUCUCUCCUAUGCAUCUCUCUGUGUUUCAGCCCAUUGGGGCGUUGUGCUAUAAAGCCCUGCUUGUUGCUUUUAGUUGAGAACUUUUGCAAGAUUGUCAAUGCACAUUUUUAUGCCACUUGGAAACUUAUGUGACUAAUCACAGUUGUUAUCAAUUUGUGGGGUCCUUUAGUAAAAAAUACAAAAUUAGCCAGAUGUGGUGGUGAAUGCCUGUAAUCCCAGCUACUCAGGAGGAGGCUCAGACAGGAGAAUUGCUUGAACCCGGGAGGUGGAGGUUGUGAUGAGCCGAGAUGGCGCCGUUGCACUCUGGCCUGGGUAACAAAAGCAAUACUCCAUCUCAAAACAAAAAAAGACUUUAGUGUUGUUUGCCUCUCUUGGUCUCCAGAGAGGGAGGGCUUGCGCUGUAGACUGCCAGCAUUCCCUCCCCCAUGCCUUACCCUCUUUAGCAAGGCCUAGAAUCUUCCAAAGGGGACAGUGCAAGGCUGCUGAACAGAGAGACCAGGAAGUCCCAAGGGCAGGGAUAGCUAAUAUUCCAUUUUAUUCUGUGUUCUUUUAGACUAACCCCAACUGUUUCUUCUUCCUCCACCAAGUCCAAACCCCUCUAGGUACAAGAGCUGAGCUGCCCACCCCCUCCUUCCCUGCUUGCAGACCUAUCUCCAUUUCGUUUUAGGGGAAGGGGUGGUGGUGACCAUACCCAGGACUCUUCCUUGGAAGGCAUUAUCUUCUGUCCGCCAGGAUCUGGGGAGGCCUUAUCACAAAAUAAUGUGGAGGGUGCUUUUGGCAGGGAAGUGCAACAGGGGCCAGAGCCGGCUGAAGAGGCAGGAUGGCUGAGGGAUGGCAAAAGGAGGAGAGCCCUUGAUUUUGGUUAAUAAAUAGAAACAGGGUCUCACUGUGUUGCCCAGGCUGGUCUUGAACUCUGUUCAACGAUCUGCUCAUCUUGGCCUCCCACAGUUCUAAAAUUACAGUCGUGAACCACUGUGCCUGCCUGAUUUUUUUUUCUUCAAGACAGGAUCUCAUUCUGUUGCCCAGGCUGGAGUGCAGUGAUGCAGUCAUAGCCUCGAACUCCUGGGCUCAAGCAAUUCUCCCAUUUCAGCCUCCCAAAUAGCUGGGAUUAUAGGUGUGUGCCACCAUGACCAGCUGUUUUUUAAACAUUUUUGUAGAGAUGGAGAUCUCGCUGUGUUGCCCAGGCUGCUCUUAACUCCUGGGCUCAAGGGAUCCUCCCACCUUGGCCUCCUAAAGAGCUGGGAUUACAAGCUGCCGUGCCCAGCCCUUGCUAACACUUUGGUUCACCAAUACGUUUUGUAGACUAGAGGAAUUACAGAACACUGCAACUUUAGAGGUUUUCUCUCUUGGUCUAACCUUGUGUAUGUAGAAAGUUCAUGUUGUAUGCUGUUAUUGAGUAAGACCCUAUGCAUCUCUCUGUGUUUCAGCCCAUUGGGGCAUUAUGCUGUAAAGCCCUGCUUGUUGCUUUUAGUUGAGAACUUUUGCAAGAUUGUCAAUGCACAUUUUUAUGCCACUUGGAAACUUAUGCGACUAAUCACAAUUGUUAUCAAGUUGUGGGGGCCUUUAGUGUAACCUUGUACUUAGAAGCGGAGUUUGUUUUGUCGGACUUAAGACUGGAAGUUGUGACCGGGUUCUGUAAGGUUAACUUCCAGAAAGAAAUCUGUGGCCGUGAUCGUCCUGAUGAUUUUGUGCCAGGUUGUAAUUGACAUCAUGGUAACUGACAUUGCUUCUUUUACGCAGAGAAAUAUUCCUGAGGUGGCUUUGUACAGUCACAAGGGGAUCUGUGGCAUUUUUGUCUCCUAUAUGCAUGAUAAAAAAUAAAAACUUUUCUGUCUGGGGAAAAAAUAA
This is a messenger RNA of Cebus imitator (Panamanian white-faced capuchin), 4437 nucleotides long. RefSeq names its product putative testis-specific Y-encoded-like protein 3. Gene Ontology annotation, molecular function: chromatin binding; histone binding. The record is from RefSeq and is a predicted model, not a curated record. Gene Ontology annotation, cellular component: nucleus; chromatin. Bases 236 to 1318 code for a protein of 360 amino acids. Gene Ontology annotation, biological process: nucleosome assembly. NCBI's taxonomy places the organism in Eukaryota, Metazoa, Chordata, Mammalia, Primates, Cebidae. The transcript has a single exon.